GGAGUAGCAUAAAGAAGGAAUUUCGGGUAGCUAGCUAUAAAGUGGUUUCACAACCAUAGAGAAUUGUAGAGGCCUCUAGUGGCCAAAAGACGUUUGAGUACGGGCAGCGCCAUUUAGGGCUUCCACCAUUUUAAUGUAGUUAACCGGGUGAGACUUUCAACUUCAUUCCCUCUUGGUGGGGUCAUCAGGAGGGAUCAGCUAAUCGUGAAGAAGAAAAUGUACUACUUUAAAAUGGAGAUUGUCAGCGCCAUUGAGGCAAUGAUUUCACAGACGCUAUAAAGUCAGAUACAAAAAGGAGUCCUCUAUCUAUCUCUAUGUUCACAACAGCAGGCAUAGUUGCACACCAGCUGUGUCGGCCUCUGAACAAUGGUUGUUUCACAUAACAAAAUGCGCGAAUCGCAGGUUGUAAGCUCUCAGAGGAUCCAGUCAGUUAACACCAAUGCAGAGCGUACCCUGGAGGGCUUCAAGGCCCAUGCAGUCUUCCAGGAGAUCAACAAGAAGCUGGAGGAGGAUGGGGAGUCAUUUGUGAAGAAGAUUGGAGGGGUGUUUUCCUUUAAGGUGAAGGAUGGUCCGGAUGGUCAGGAAGCGACCUGGAUAGUGGACGUGAAGAAUGGCAAGGGUUGCGUUCACAAUGACACAGCAAAGAAAGCAGACUGCACCAUUUCCAUGUCAGAUGCAGACCUGCUGGCCUUGAUGACGGGGAAAAUGAACCCACAGACAGCGUUCUUCCAGGGCAAGCUGAAGAUCACAGGGAACAUGGGAAUGGCCAUGAAGCUCCAGAGUCUGCAGCUCCAGCCAGGCAAAGCCAAGCUGUGAGGUAGAACCUGGGGUGAGGCAGAGGUUACCGCCCUAGUGCUGGUCUAGGAUCAGUGCUUCAUAUCACAAUCCUAACCUUAACCACUAGGGGUUACAACAACAAACCUGGUCCAAGACCUGCACUAAGGGGUAACUUCUACAUUUUCUGUAGCUCAACAGCAGCCCCCACCAUCCAACUAGUAGUGUGAGGAGGGGGGGGGGGGCGCACUGUAGGAAGAAACGAUGGUAGUAGAGAUGGAAUGAUGGAUGAAAUACUGUUUUCAACAUCUACCUCUCUUUCUCUAACCCCCUCUGUCUUUUUCUAAUAUAUUAAGGACCAGAACACAUUAGACUACAGAUAUACCAUAGGGGUGUAGUCUACUCUCUCCAACUGUGUAAUUUUAUAUUUAUUCAAACUGAUUUAUUAUGACUCACAGAAUAUGUUUGUAUGAUGUCAUUAAUUGAAUCAUGUCCCUCCUGCGAUUUCUGACCUUUUUCCUCUUAAGUUUCAUGUGUGUAUUGGUAAUGGAAAUACAAUUGCUCUUGACAAUUGGGACAGGAUGAAUCAUGUCUUGUAUGGUCUCAGAGCUGUGCAACACAGUCAUUUCUCCCUAUUUAGCCUUUGAGAGAUGAAUGGAUAAAACAGUGAAGUGCCUCUCAGGUGUGGAAUAUUCCCUGUUGUCAUGAACAAGUGUAAAAACAUUGAUACUGUCUCGUAAUAUCAGCUUCAUAAUAUCUAAAACAGGACUGAAUGGCUGGACCACUGAAUGUUACAUUUACAUUUGAGUCAUUUAGCAGACACUCUUAUCCAGAGCGACUUACAGUAAGUAGUGAGUGCAUACAUUUCCCUACUGUGUUACUUUCAGCCAUGUUGUUAUGACUCUGACCAUCUGACCCACUGAUGAUGCUAAAGUGAUUUCUACUAAAUAAACUCUCUUACUAAUAAACACUGAAAUAGG
This is a messenger RNA of Oncorhynchus kisutch (coho salmon), 1754 nucleotides long. RefSeq names its product non-specific lipid-transfer protein-like. Gene Ontology annotation, cellular component: cytosol. The record is from RefSeq and is a predicted model, not a curated record. Bases 367 to 816 code for a protein of 149 amino acids. The transcript has 5 exons. NCBI's taxonomy places the organism in Eukaryota, Metazoa, Chordata, Actinopteri, Salmoniformes, Salmonidae.